AGCCUGAACUCCAACAUGAAGGCUUUCGUUUGCUUGAUGGUCCUUGUAGCUAGUUGUUCUGCGGGAUAUUUGAGCGGAGGAGGAGGACAUGGCGGAUUUGGCGGCGGAUAUGGAGGAUUCGGUGGAGGACACGGCGGUUUUGGCGGAGGACACGGUGGUUUCGGCGGAGGAUUUGGUGGAGGCCACGGUGGUUUUGGUGGAGGACACGGAGAUUUUGGCGGAGGAUUUGGUGGAGGACACGGAGGUUUUGGCGGAGGAUUUGGCGGAGGACACGGAGGCUUUGGCGGAGGACACGGAGGUUUUGGCGGAGGACAUGGUGGCCUUGGCGGAGGAUAUGGUGGUGGCCAUGGUGGAGGAUUUGGCGGGUUUGGCGGGGGGAAAGGAGGCGGUUUGAGUAGUGGUGCGAUUGCUGGUAAAUUCGGUGGUAUAAUCGGUGGAGGAAUUGGUGCUUUGAGUAGCGGUCAUGGUGGAUCCUUUGGCAGCGGAUACGGAGGCGGUCAUAGUGGAUAUGGUGGUGGAUUUGGAGGUGGUCAUGGUGGUGGAUUCGGAGGUGGAUUUGGAGGUGGUCACGGUGGUGGUUUCGGAGGUGGUCACGGCGGCGGAGGAUACGGUGGUGGCGGAAAAGGAUGGUAGACGAAAGAGAUGUCAUUGCUAAGUAAACCAAGUUGCUAUAUUUUUAUGUCAUUUUGUUAAUAUUAUUUAGAUAUGAAAAUAAAUUUGUAAGGCUAUUCGUAUAUUAUUUCAGAUCUAGGUAAAAUAUCAUCGCGUUAAGCUUGGAGCACAGACAACGAUAUUAUCAAAUUUUUCUUCCUGUACGUUCAAUCAAAGGUUGAAAGUCCUUGUCGAAUAAGCGUGUGAUAUCUAUGCUGUGAGGUGUAAUGGCACCAAAAAGAUUAUGUGUAAUGCGCAAAGCAGAUCAAAUUUUACGAUUGUAGAGGAUCCAAGCGCACCUUUUUUAUUGCAU
This is a messenger RNA of Hermetia illucens (black soldier fly), 964 nucleotides long. Its product is annotated as glycine-rich cell wall structural protein-like. The record is from RefSeq and is a predicted model, not a curated record. NCBI's taxonomy places the organism in Eukaryota, Metazoa, Arthropoda, Insecta, Diptera, Stratiomyidae. Bases 16 to 633 code for a protein of 205 amino acids. The transcript has a single exon.